CUCUUGAUAUAAAAUAAAUAAUAUCCCACGCACUUGAUGGGGUUCGAACCAUGACAUCUAAGAUUAUGAAUUUCAGUUUCACCAAGUGAGUUAGGGGUGGUCACUUGUACUUGGUCAAUUGAAUAGAUUUGAACUCAUAAUUUAUGAAAUGAUGGGUUUCAAUCUUUGCCAAAUGAAUUGGUGACAACCACUUGUACUUGUCGACAAUUUAAGGCACAACAAUUAGUUAACGAAUCCAUGAGGAAAUGGAUAAAAGUAGAAGUUGCGUGGAAUCUUUCACGAUUUUUGCGGGGAAGGGAAUCGUACAACUGUCCCUAUGAUUAAAUCGUAUUUGGAGAGAGAGAGAGGGAGAUGGCAGUUGAGGAGAUUCAAGAGAGAGAGAGAGAUCAAAGCAGUUCUGACGUUCGGACCCUUUAUUAAAGCAGUUCAUAUAAGAACCCCUCUCGUUAUCAUCUAUCUUCAUCAUUAACAGAACAGAUAAUUUCCAAGGAAUACAAAACUGGUGGGCUGCAUAGUUGACAGAUCGUGUAUACAUGCAUAUGGCGGCACCCAGAAGCUACUUGGGCAGAUCAAACUACAGAUUCCUUCCCAUUGACCAUGGCCUCUCCAACGAUUCGAUUAUCUUCGAGCUGGAAGAGUCCGACGUCUGGAACUCGGGGGCUCUCUCUCCGUCGCCCGAGUUACGGAAGUCGAGUUCUAGAGUAUACAGAAAACGGUCGGCGGCGUCGCUGCCGGUAAACGUGCCGGAUUGGUCGAAGAUAUUGAAGGAAGAGUACAGGGAGAGUCGGCGGAGGGACCUCGAUGGCGAUGAUUACGACGAGGAAGCCGAGGAACAUGGGAAUCGAGUUCCGCCGCACGAGUUUCUGGCGAGGGCGAGGAUCGCCGCCUCCUCGGUGCACCAAGGGAGAGGGAGGAACCUCAACGGGAGAGAACUGAGAAGGGUACGAAAUGCAAUUUGGCAAAGAAUUGGGUUUCAAGAUUGAUUUUGUUUUUUAUUUUCCGCUUCUCUCUCUCUCUCUCUUUCUUUUUUCUUUUUUUUUUUCCUUUUAAAGAUACUGUAGCUAUAAUUUGUUCUUGCUUUUCUCAUUUUGAGAAGCCCUUUGUUUUACAAUGAGUGAUUGAUUGUGAGGAGAGAAUUUAGAUUCAAUUCUAA
Molecule: messenger RNA, 1153 nt
Organism: Sesamum indicum (sesame)
Lineage: Eukaryota; Viridiplantae; Streptophyta; Magnoliopsida; Lamiales; Pedaliaceae
Source: RefSeq, a predicted model, not a curated record